CCUCUGUUUACAUUAAUUUCCCAGAAUUCCCUUUUCACGUCCUUUCCGCCAUCUUUACCCUCACAGAGCAGGUGAACUCACCUGGAGAAGACUGACGAUGCCUGGAAGACUGUGGAGUAAGGCCAUCUUUACCGGCUACAAACGUGGUCUGAGGAACCAGCGUGAACACACGGCUCUCCUGAAGCUGGAGGGAUGUUACACCCGCGACGAGGUCGACUUCUACCUGGGAAAACGCUGCGCCUACGUCUACAAGGCCAAGAAGAACACGGUGACGCCCGGCGGUAAACCCAAUAAGACCCGGGUGAUCUGGGGGAAGGUGACUCGCGCUCACGGCAGCAGCGGGAUGGUGAGAGCCAAGUUCAGCAGCAACCUGCCGGCCAAAGCCAUCGGACACCGAAUCAGAGUGAUGCUGUAUCCGUCUCGAGUGUGAAGACGAAACGUCGCUCCGCAGCGUCCAUGUUGUUUGUAUAUAAACAAUAAAAUUGAUCAGGUCCAA
Molecule: messenger RNA, 496 nt
Organism: Thunnus maccoyii (southern bluefin tuna)
Lineage: Eukaryota; Metazoa; Chordata; Actinopteri; Scombriformes; Scombridae
Gene: rpl35a
Product: ribosomal protein L35a
Exons: 5
Coding region: 98-430 (110 amino acids)
Biological process (GO): cytoplasmic translation; ribosomal large subunit biogenesis
Cellular component (GO): ribosome; cytosolic large ribosomal subunit
Molecular function (GO): structural constituent of ribosome
Source: RefSeq, a predicted model, not a curated record